Messenger RNA from Sycon ciliatum, 3071 nucleotides. RefSeq names its product serine/threonine-protein phosphatase 2A 56 kDa regulatory subunit epsilon isoform-like. The transcript has 14 exons. Lineage: Eukaryota; Metazoa; Porifera; Calcarea; Leucosolenida; Sycettidae. Gene Ontology annotation, molecular function: protein phosphatase activator activity. Bases 411 to 1838 code for a protein of 475 amino acids. The record is from RefSeq and is a predicted model, not a curated record. Gene Ontology annotation, cellular component: cytosol; nucleus; protein phosphatase type 2A complex. Gene Ontology annotation, biological process: signal transduction; protein dephosphorylation.
AGUGUGGGACAGUGCAAAAUGCUUUCUCGUCUCCUUGGUUCGAGCUUGUGAAGACCAUGCUGAGUAUGUAUCGCGAGGUGACUUGCACAGGAUACUGCACAGCAGAGUGCACAAACCAAGAAGCUUGAAUAGUUGUUGUCGUCUUGCAUGCUCAGCGUAAUUUUUCUGGCUGAACUACACCGGCCUUGUAUCAAAGAAGAACAGAUUCUGGCUAUAGGUUACGGGCCACCUGGAAGUGUUAGCUCCUGUACUAUUUCCUAACAGGUGCCCAGAGGUUACACUGGGUAUCGAGCAGAAUUCCGAUUGGAAUCCUAGUUUUGGAGCUCAUCUACGAGGAAACCUGUUGUGAGGUGCUGUGGAUGGAAUAACAAAGUCAACAAUACUUGUGCAUGUCGGUUUGACAUUUUCUGAUGUCGGCCACGAAGGCCCCGCGUUCGGACGCGUUUAAUAAAAAGGCUGCGAACAAACGCAGUCGCAACCAGCACAGCAGCUCAUUUCUAAUUCAGAAAUGUGUCGAAAUUGAACCUCUUCCUUCCCUCAAAGAUACUCCGGCUGAACAGCGAGAAGCGUUGUUUCUGAGGAAGCUACAACAAUGUUCAAUUAUAUUCGACUUCUCAGAUGCAAUGCUUGAUGUGAAAAGCAAAGAGGUUAAACGUGCCUGUUUGAACGAGCUGAUAGAAUACAUUUCAUGCGAGAAUUCAAUCACGGAGCGAGUGUACCCAGAAGUCAUUCAAAUGGUAUCCCAGAAUAUCCUGCGAACGUUGUCACCGUCAGAUAAUGCAGAUUAUGACCCAGAAGAAGACGAGCCAACGCUGGAACUAGCAUGGCCUCAUCUUCAGCUCGUUUACGAAUUUUUCUUGCGUUUCCUUGAGUCUGGUGAGUUUCAGCCAGCUAUUGCCAAGCGCUACAUCGACCAGAAGUUUGUCCUUCAUCUCCUUGAACUUUUUGACAGUGAGGAUCCUAGAGAGCGGGACCUCCUCAAAACCACAUUACAUCGGGUGUACGGCAAAUUCCUUGGCCUCCGAGGGUACAUUCGGAAGCAGGUCAACAACAUGUUCCUGAGGUUUGUAUAUGAAUCUGAAAGGCUUAAUGGUGUCUCCGAGCUGCUCGAGAUCCUAGGCAGCAUCAUCAAUGGCUUCGCAUUACCACUGAAGGCCGAGCACAAGUUGUUCCUUCAGAAGGUCCUUCUACCACUACAUAUUGUCAAGAGUUUAAAUCUGUAUCACGCUCAGCUUGCAUACUGUGUUGUGCAGUUCGUCGAGAAGGAUGGCGCCUUGACACAGCCAGUUGUGAAGGGUCUUCUGCGGUAUUGGCCAAAGACGAAUAGUGCAAAAGAGGUGAUGAUGCUGGGUGAGAUUGAAGAGAUUCUAGAUGUCAUUGAUCCAGGACAGUUUCCCCAUGUUAUGGAGCCUUUGUUCAGACAAGUUGCUAAGUGUGUCACAAGUCAUCAUUUCCAGGUAGCGGAAAGAGCUCUAUUUCUGUGGAACAACGAGUACAUUGUUAGCUUGAUAGAGGAACACGUCUCUAUCAUUAUGCCCAUCCUCUUCAAUAGUUUGUAUCGGAUUUCUAAGGAGCAUUGGAACCAGAGUAUAGUUGCUCUAGUUUACAAUGUGCUCAAAACGUUCAUGGAAAUGGAUCAGAAGCUUUUCAAUGAGCUAACGGAAGCUUACAAUGAUAAAGUGACGGCGCGCAAUGUAGCAAGUCUGAAGCGACGUGAUCAAUGGGAACGGCUGGAGCUAUUAGCCAGUGAAAAGCGUGCAAAGCUUGCGGAGGCAGAUCCUGAUAUGGACAUUGCUCUAGCAAAGCUUGGUUCCGUGUCGAUUCAGGAGAAGAGCUAAGCGUGAUGUGGCUAGGUGUCAGUUGUUGUGGCAGUAGGAGACAACAUACAGUUUGUGUGUGUGUGUUAUCAUCUCAAGUCUCAUCCAAGCUCUAGCACUAGCUACUUUGUUUUGUUUUUGUCCUCUGUGAGCAUGUGAAGUGUGCACUGAAGUGUGUUGUGCACCCUGUGCGGAUCACUCACUGGUGCCUGGCCCCACAUAUGCCUGCGCUGUGAACAUCGAUGCAGCUGGGUUUCUUUGCGGCGUUGUAAGUGGAUGGCAUCGUUGUCAUAUUGAUCUCCUUCGCCUCAUCUUCUGUGCUCCUUCCUGCUGUCUGCAUGCUGCCGGCAUGCACAAUCGCAGCUGUGCCUCACAACCUCUCCUAGCCUCUCCUGCCUGCUUGACAGAUGGUGGAAAUUGUCAGUGUUAUUGUUGCUAGCAAUCCUUCUUCUUUUUUUGCUGGUAGCAUUUAACCCUGUUCUCCGUUUCCGCUUUCUGUGGCCCGAUGCUGCACUUGUCUUGCUGAGUACCUGCUGCAGAGUAUUUGCAGCGUCACCAAGACCGGCAACUUGUGUUCAUGUUCACCAUCACUGUUCUAUAUUCUAAUAUUUUCCCUCCUUUUCGAAUUGAUGAUCCAACCUGAUCUGAAACUACAAGGAAACGCCCUGUACACUAACUUACAUGCAUAUUUCAUUGUCUCCAUGUCUGGUACUUGGGUUGUAUUCCUAUAUACUCCUGCCUCAAUGACCGUGCAAUUCUACUGAUUUCUACUUAUUGUCGUAUGUGUAUCUAUAAAUGUGCCCAAAUCCCUGGCUCUGCAGUUGCGUUUGAUUCUGAGAGCUUGCUACUACCACUAUUUCCCCCGCGAGCUUCUUAUGUGUUUUUGUCGUAGGAGUCUGAUGGUUUCCUAUAGGUACUUUUUCUGCCCAGUAUCUACUUGCUUUUGGCUGCUGUAGGCUUGGCAAUUUAUUCAUAUGCUCUAUUUGUUUGAUUUUUCCUCUUCUAUGAACUGUAUUAGAGUCUUUCUCCAAUUUUCUUUUCUUUUUUCAUUAUUUGCCAAUGUAACAGUACUCAUGCUACGCCGCUGAGCCCUGUACAUUGUGAGCUACUGCUGCGACUACUAGUAUUCUGCGUGGUAUGUUUGUAUUGUUGCCUUGCGCUAUGAUGAUGAUGAUGAUACCAUCUGCAUCCUCUGCUGGAAUUUCUUGAAUUCAAUUAUCGGAAGUUUCUCGUUGGAACAGAGAAAGACACUCA